Molecule: messenger RNA, 602 nt
Organism: Penaeus indicus
Lineage: Eukaryota; Metazoa; Arthropoda; Malacostraca; Decapoda; Penaeidae
Exons: 5
Coding region: 18-602 (194 amino acids)
Source: RefSeq, a predicted model, not a curated record
GUGAAGACUGCGCCAAAAUGUGUACAGAUGAACGUGGAUUCCAGUGCAAGUCCUUCCACCACUGCGACGACAGAAUCUGUUUCCUGAGCGCCCUUGACACCGCCGACGGCAAGCCAGUCGACACGGUGAACAGGUGCCACCACUGGAUUUCCAACAUUGACAACCAAACGUUCGCUGAUCUGCCGUCGACUGAGGUUUACUCUGUUAUCCUGGACGCUAUUCGACACGGGAAAUUUAUCUUCAGUAUUCCGUACAAGAAUGACACCGUUGUGUACGAGGCCUCCAUGAGCUUCCACUACAGAACACCCGACCCCCUGGACCCCAUCAGGAUGCAGUUCACCCUCGAGGCUCGCAGUAUGACCAUCAUGAAGGUUGACUACAUUCAAGAAGGGAUGAGGAACUUGGACGAGUGUCUGACCCUCUGCGUGGCCUAUAAAGCUUUCCGCUGCGAGACCGUCGUGCACAAACCUCUUGACCAGCAGUGUAUGCUUCUCGCCUCCCACUACCACGACAUAAACUCUUCUUACAUCAAACCGGAGAGUGAUUCCUGGAUUCAUUCAAUAACAGUGAUCUACAUCAAUGACAGUGAUCUACAUCAAUGA